UUUUAUAUUCUUAUCAUGAUCAAUGGUGUAAACAUGUUCACACCUCCUCCAAGAGCAGAACAAGCUGCACUUCUUAUAGAUAAUAAAAUUUAUUUUAAUGGCGGGUGGAAUAAUUUGAAUAUUAAUUAUGUUUCAGACUUUUUUUAUCUUGAUAUAUCAAAACCUUUCUCCACAAAUAAUAUAGGAUUAAUGCCUUGGACUGACCUUUCUUCAAUUGCGGGCCGAAUAAUGAGAACUGCAUCGACAGCUUGCAUUGGUGCAAAUAAAAAUCAAAAUAUCUAUUUUAGUGUUGGGGCUAUCGCAAUAGGUGAUAAUUUCACUUCAAUAUUCGAUAUUACAACACAACAAUGA
Messenger RNA from Racocetra persica, 351 nucleotides. Lineage: Eukaryota; Fungi; Glomeromycota; Glomeromycetes; Diversisporales; Gigasporaceae. The record is from the annotation of a GenBank genome assembly.